Messenger RNA from Puccinia triticina, 969 nucleotides. RefSeq lists its product as uncharacterized. The transcript has 5 exons. NCBI's taxonomy places the organism in Eukaryota, Fungi, Basidiomycota, Pucciniomycetes, Pucciniales, Pucciniaceae. Gene Ontology annotation, cellular component: U2-type spliceosomal complex; RES complex. The record is from RefSeq and is a predicted model, not a curated record. Gene Ontology annotation, biological process: mRNA splicing, via spliceosome. The coding region runs from base 1 to 969 and encodes 322 amino acids. Gene Ontology annotation, molecular function: RNA binding.
AUGGCCGAAGACCUACAAGCAUACUUGGCGUCCAAGUACAUGUCCGGACCCAAGGCCGAGGCUAUCCUGGCGGCGAGGAAAGAUGGAUCUAAAAAGAAAUCAAAGAAAAAAGUCAAAUCAAGUGAAACCAACGAGCAACUUGCGCCUUCGUAUUCUGGGAUGAUCCUGAAGGACGUGGACGGGGAAGACGAGUGGGGAUCAGGUGUGAGAGACGAGGAACUUGACGCAGCCCCUGUUGUGGAAAACGUUCCAACUUUCAAGGGGAAAUCAUCAGCCGAGUCCAAGUGGGAGACGAUCAAACCAUCUCAACGGGCCGAGACAAAAGAAGAGGAAGACGACGAAAGAGAGCCUGAGGACGAAAGGCCACAGAUAGUUGCAAGUAGUUCCACGAACGUCGUAGCGGGUGGCUUGCAAACAGCGGAGGCGAUUCGGGCGAAAUUUGCCUCCAAACCGACCGUCGCUGCGCCAGUGUCAGAUGACGAACCAGAAGAAGAGACGAUCUAUCGAGACUCGCAAGGGAGGAAGAUUGAUACCAAACAGAUGCGGGCCGAAGAAAAAAGGCGGCAGGCUCGAGAGCUUGAAAAAAAGAUGAAAAAAAUGGAGUGGGGGAAAGGAUUGGUACAAAGGGAAGACCGGAAAACCAACGCAAAGGAAUUGAGCAAGAUUGCCUCUCAGCCUUUCGCCCGCACUAUUGACGACAAAGAGUUAAACGACGAGUUGAAGGGAAAACAAAGAUGGAACGACCCAGCCGCACGCUUCCUUACAAAAUCAAGUGAUUCGUCAUCUAAAUCUACGAAACCUAAAUAUAACGGGCCUCCUCCACCGCCGAACCGAUAUGGUAUUCCGCCUGGAUUUCGUUGGGAUGGAGUCGAUCGCUCCAACGGAUUCGAAAAGAAAUUAUUUCAAACCGGAAACGAUCAGAAAAGGCUGCGGGCAGAGGCUUAUAACUACUCAGUGGACGAAAUGUAG